Lachancea thermotolerans CBS 6340 is the source of this 1257-nucleotide messenger RNA. RefSeq names its product succinate--CoA ligase (GDP-forming) subunit beta (gene LSC2). NCBI's taxonomy places the organism in Eukaryota, Fungi, Ascomycota, Saccharomycetes, Saccharomycetales, Saccharomycetaceae. Gene Ontology annotation, cellular component: succinate-CoA ligase complex; mitochondrion. The record is from RefSeq and is a predicted model, not a curated record. Gene Ontology annotation, biological process: tricarboxylic acid cycle; succinyl-CoA metabolic process. Gene Ontology annotation, molecular function: succinate-CoA ligase (ADP-forming) activity; metal ion binding; ATP binding. The coding region runs from base 1 to 1257 and encodes 418 amino acids. The transcript has a single exon.
AUGUUGUCUAGAACGAUUGCUGCGAAUCAGCUGAAGAACAGCCUGAGGGCGUCGAAGCAGAUUAGAAACCUGUCGAUCCAUGAAUACCGUUCUGCGGAGUUGCUGAGGCAGUACGGCGUGGGCACGCCCGCGGGCGAGGCGGCGUUCGAGCCACAACAGGCUUACGACAUCGCGAAGAAGCUGGGCCACGACGCGCUGGUGGUUAAGGCGCAGGCGCUGACAGGCGGACGUGGCAAGGGACACUUUGACACGGGUCUGAAGAGCGGUGUGCACAUGAUCGAGAGCGCGGAGCAGGCGCGGGAUCUGGCGAAGCAGAUGCUGAAGCACCGCCUGAUCACAAAACAGUCGGGAGCCAAGGGCAAGCCCGUCAGCGCGGUGUAUGUGGUGGAGCGCGUGAACGCGAAGCACGAGGCGUAUCUGUCGAUCCUGAUGGACAGACAAAGCAAGAAGGCGAUGAUCAUCUGCUCGAGCGAGGGAGGGAUGAACAUCGAGGAGGUUGCCGCGAAGAACCCAGACGCGAUCAAGAAGUUCACGGUGACCGAAUCGGAGGGCCUAACCGCGGAGACCGCUAAGCAGAUCUCGAAGAGCCUGGGGUUCUCGGCGGAGGCCGAGGCGGACGCCGCGGACGCGGUGACGAAGCUGUACAAGAUCUUCAAGGAGAAGGACGCGUCGCAGAUCGAGAUCAACCCGCUGAGCGAGGUUGAGGGCCAGGACACCAAGGUGAUGUGCAUGGACGCCAAAUUCGGGUUCGACGACAACGCGUCGUUCAGACAAGAGGAGGUGUAUUCGUGGAGGGACCUGUCGCAGGAGGACGCGGACGAGGUGGUGGCCAAGAAGUCGGACCUGAACUUCGUGAAGCUGCAGGGCAACAUCGGAUGCCUGGUGAACGGAGCGGGGCUGGCGAUGGCGACGAUGGACGUGAUCAAGCUGUACGGCGGAGACCCUGCGAACUUCCUGGACUGCGGCGGUGGCGCUACGCCCGAGACGAUCGAGACCGCGUUCAAGCUGAUCUUGUCAAACGAGAAGGUGGACGGCAUCUUCGUGAACAUCUUCGGCGGGAUUGUGAGAUGCGACUUUGUGGCGCAGGGCCUGGUGUCCGCGACCAAGAACCUAGCCGUGAGCGUGCCGAUCGUGGCGCGUCUGCAGGGCACGAACCUGGAGGAGGGCCGCCGGAUCAUCGAGGAGUCUGGUCUGAAGAUCUACUCGUUCGACGAGCUGGACCCUGCUGCGCAGAAGGUGGUGGAGCUGACGAGAUGA